CUUAAUUAUCAUGUUAUUUAUUUCCUUAUCAAUUUAUAAUUUUACAGAGCAAAUUCUUAAAAUUUCCAAUCAAUCGACAAAAGACUUCGGAAGAAUGCAACGGCAACGAAGAAUAAAUGUAACACCGCGAGUGCGACCUGUAAUUAAGCGGGAUAAAAUGGAGCGUGCUUGGAAGAUGUUCGCAACACAGAAGAUUACUCUUUCCCGACUAUUUCAGCUGGUGACUGUUUUAGUCAGUGAACACGUUGAGAUGCUGCUGUACCGCAAUGACUUCACACUUGUUGAUUGUGAGCUACUUUCUCCUAACGAGAUGGCAAAUGACGCCGAAUUUGAAGAUUUUGAAUAUUUGAUUGAUGUCAAUGAUGAAGAGGCAGAAUAAUAAAAUGAUGGUAAGAAUAUUUUUCUGAAGUAAGGUAAAUAAAGUAUCUAGUAGCUGCGCAGGAACUACCAUCUGCUCACUCCAUGUAAUUGUAUAUCUGCAUUUGUGAAUAUA
Molecule: messenger RNA, 493 nt
Organism: Cotesia glomerata
Lineage: Eukaryota; Metazoa; Arthropoda; Insecta; Hymenoptera; Braconidae
Exons: 2
Coding region: 11-379 (122 amino acids)
Source: RefSeq, a predicted model, not a curated record